AUGGACGGCUACGAAUACGACUACGCUGACGAGGAAGGCUUGGGUGUCACGCCCGAAGACUGCUGGACGGUCAUCUCAUCAUUCUUUGAAGAGAAUGGCCUGGUCUCACAGCAGAUUGACUCCUUUGACGAGUUCACUGGAACAACCAUACGAAGUCUUGUGGAGGAAUAUGCCAAAAUCACACUCGACCAGCCGAAUCCGCCACCGAGCGAUUCUCGAAACCCUUUGGCAUUGCGUCGGUACGCUUUGAGGUUCGGUGCAAUCUCUGUGGCCAAACCGAACGUCAGCGAAACGGAUGGCGUGCCUAUGACCCUACUUCCCUACGAAUGCCGCGACCGCAAUCUGACAUAUUCGAGUGCUAUGUACGCGAAUGUGCACCAGGUCGUCAAGGUCAUUCACGAGGACGAGCAAGAGCCGGACGAUAUCGAAGACAGGGACAGAAACUGGGUCUACGAGACAGGCAGCCCGGCUGACGAGGAUGAGAAUCUCUCAGGCAAGAUGCAGAAUGACCCUGCUUAUCUUGGCAAGUUGCCAGUUAUGGUAAAGUCAGAAGUAUGCCACCUGCGCCACGAGGACGAUGAAGGGCUUUUCGUUGUCAAUGAGUGUCCUUACGAUCAAGGCGGCUACUUCAUCAUCAACGGUAGCGAGAAAGUCCUGAUCGCCCAAGAGCGGUCCGCCGCCAACAUUGUCCAAGUUUUUAAGAAAGCCCAGCCCAGCCCCUUCACCUACACAGCAGAGAUCAGGAGUGCGCUGGAGAAGGGCUCGCGGCUCAUUUCCAGUCUCCAGCUGAAGUUGAACGGAAAAGGCGACUCUGCCCGUGGCGGGUUUGGUCAAACUAUUGCGAGCACCCUACCCUUUGUCAAAUCCGACAUUCCUGUGGCUAUUGUGUUUAGGGCCCUUGGGGUUGUGUCGGACGAGGAGAUUCUCAAUCACAUUUGCUACGACGAGAACGACACCGAGAUGCUGGAGAUGCUUCGGCCUUGCAUUGAGGAGGCUUUUGCCGUCCAAGAUCGCGAAGUGGCCCUGGACUACAUUGGGAAACGUGGCAACCGAGAUCAGGCAGGUCUGGGCCGCGACAAACGCAUUCGAGUUGCGAGAGAUAUUUUGCAGAAAGAAACUCUUCCUCACGUGUCUCAAACCGAGGGCGAUGAGACAAAGAAGGCGUUUUUCCUCGGGUACAUGGUACACAAGCUCUUACAAUGUGCCCUUGGACGCCGGGAGCCAGACGAUCGAGAUCAUUUCGGGAAAAAGCGCCUCGAUCUUGCUGGUCCUUUGCUGGCCAAGCUAUUCCGCGGCAUUAUGCGCAGAAUCAACACCGAGCUGUCAACAUAUCUCAGGCGGUGUGUCGAGAGCAACAGGCACUUCAACAUCAAGAUUGGUCUGAAAUCCUCAACCCUGUCGAACGGCCUCAAGUAUUCGCUCGCCACGGGCAACUGGGGCGACCAGAAAAAGGCUAUGAGCUCUACAGCUGGUGUUUCUCAAGUACUCAACCGAUAUACCUUUGCCUCGACAUUGUCUCAUCUCAGGCGUACCAACACCCCCAUCGGUCGUGACGGUAAAUUAGCCAAGCCGCGACAGCUUCACAAUACUCAUUGGGGCCUCGUCUGCCCUGCGGAAACUCCGGAGGGUCAGGCUUGUGGCCUUGUCAAGAACCUGUCGCUAAUGUGCCACGUUUCGGUCGGCACUCCUGCCGAUCCCUUGUACAAUUUCUUCAUCAGCAGAGGCAUGGAAGUACUCGAAGAGUACGAGCCCAAACGGUUCCCGAACUCAACCAAGGUGUUCCUCAACGGCAGCUGGGUAGGAGUACACGAGAAUCCUAGAGAACUUGUGGAUCAUUUGGUGGCAAUGCGCCGCAGCGGGGGCAUAAGCGAGGAGGUUUCGCUUGUUCGCGACAUCCGUGAUCGAGAGUUCAAGUUCUUCUCGGAUGCCGGCCGCGUCAUGCGCCCUUUGCUCACCGUGCAGCAACACGACGGCGAGAUUGGCCAGCCAGAGAAAGGCUCCCUCUGCCUGACCAAGGAGCAUGUGUCCGGGUUGUCUGAAAUGCACGAGGUGGACAACGGACAAGAGUUGAUGGAGGUGACUGGUUGGAAGUGGCUUGUAAAAAGUGGCUGCAUCGAGUAUCUCGAUGCCGAGGAAGAAGAGACUGCCAUGAUUUGCAUGACUCCCGAUGAUUUGGAGCUCUACCGGCAACAGAAGCUAGGCUACAAUGUGGACGAGGACCUGGCUGCGGAGCCCAACAAGCGCCUGCGUACCAAAACGAAUCCCACGACACAUAUGUACACGCACUGCGAGAUUCACCCUAGCAUGAUUCUCGGUAUUUGUGCCAGCAUUAUUCCGUUUCCCGAUCACAACCAGUCACCUCGUAAUACAUACCAAUCGGCCAUGGGAAAGCAAGCCAUGGGAUUCUUCCUCACCAACUACAACCGUCGUAUGGAUACCAUGUCCAAUAUCCUUUACUAUCCUCAGAAACCCCUUGGCACCACUCGAUCGAUGGAAUAUCUCAAGUUUCGUGAGCUUCCUGCUGGUCAAAACGCUAUCGUUGCCAUCGCUUGCUACUCCGGGUACAAUCAGGAAGAUUCGGUCAUCAUGAAUCAAAGUAGUAUUGAUCGAGGCCUGUUCCGCAGUUUGUUCUUCCGCUCUUACUCGGAUCAAGAGAAGAAAGUGGGCCUCAACUAUACCGAGAUGUUCGAGAAGCCGUUCCAACCCAACACGCUCCGUAUGAAACAUGGUACCUACGACAAACUGGACGAGGACGGUAUUGUUGCUCCUGGCGUUCGUGUAUCCGGUGAAGAUAUCAUCAUCGGAAAAACGGCACCAAUCGACCCAGAAACCCAGGAUCUCGGGGCUCGAACUCAAGCACACCAGAAGCGCGACAUUUCGACACCGCUACGAAGCACCGAGAAUGGCAUUGUCGACUCUGUCAUCCUGACGGUCAACGCGGACAACACAAAGUAUGUGAAGGUGCGAGUUCGGACAACCAAGAUUCCUCAGAUUGGCGACAAGUUUGCAUCGCGUCACGGUCAGAAGGGUACGGUUGGAGUUACUUAUAGGCAGGAGGACAUGCCUUUCACUCGCGAGGGUAUCACCCCCGAUAUCAUCAUCAACCCCCACGCCAUCCCCUCGCGUAUGACAAUUGCUCACUUGAUCGAAUGUCUCUUGAGUAAAGUCGCUACGAUGGAAGGUCUUGAGGGUGACGCCACGCCCUUUACCGAAGUAACAGUCGAUCAAGUGUCCGAGCUUCUCCGUGGACACGGAUAUCAGUCGCGGGGAUUCGAGGUCAUGUACAAUGGUUACACUGGCAGGAAACUGCGCGCCCAGGUGUUCUUCGGUCCUACUUACUACCAGCGCCUGCGACACAUGGUCGACGACAAGAUUCACGCUCGCGCACGUGGACCGGUUCAAAUUAUGACACGCCAGCCGGUGGAAGGUCGUGCGCGUGAUGGUGGCUUGCGCUUCGGUGAGAUGGAACGCGACUGCAUGAUUGCCCACGGUGCAGCAGCCUUCCUCAAGGAGCGACUUUUUGAGGUUUCGGAUGCUUUCCGCGUUCACGUAUGCGAAAUUUGCGGGCUGAUGACGCCGAUUGCCAACCUCUCCAAGCAGUCAUUUGAGUGCCGGCCUUGUAAAAACAAGACCAAGAUUGCUCAGAUACACAUACCAUACGCAGCCAAGUUGCUUUUCCAAGAGCUACAAGCAAUGAACAUUGCCGCCAGGAUGUUCACCAGCCGCUCCGGUGCAUCUAUCCGCUAA
Emericellopsis cladophorae is the source of this 3747-nucleotide messenger RNA. Its product is annotated as DNA-directed RNA polymerase II subunit RPB2. The coding region runs from base 1 to 3747 and encodes 1248 amino acids. The record is from RefSeq and is a predicted model, not a curated record. Lineage: Eukaryota; Fungi; Ascomycota; Sordariomycetes; Hypocreales; Bionectriaceae. Gene Ontology annotation, cellular component: RNA polymerase II, core complex. Gene Ontology annotation, biological process: DNA-templated transcription. Gene Ontology annotation, molecular function: DNA-directed RNA polymerase activity; ribonucleoside binding; DNA binding. The transcript is spliced from 3 exons.